Messenger RNA from Mollisia scopiformis, 797 nucleotides. RefSeq lists its product as uncharacterized. The transcript has 4 exons. The record is from RefSeq and is a predicted model, not a curated record. The coding region runs from base 160 to 744 and encodes 194 amino acids. Lineage: Eukaryota; Fungi; Ascomycota; Leotiomycetes; Helotiales; Mollisiaceae.
AGUCAAGGACUGCUGGCUUGGGGAUCGUUGUGAGUUAUGGGAGGAGCUCUCUUUUCUUGUCAUCUCAAGUUAUUUUACUUUUUGCACUUCUCCGCAAUAUCUAUGUCUUGCUGUUAUUGUUGAUGUGGCUUGUGACAAGCUUAAAAAGAGAGAAGGACAAUGUCCAAGAUCUCGUUCACGAUCGCAUUGCCUCAUGAUGGACCGAAUGGGAAUCGAACACCACAAUUUUUUAUAUCGACGAGCAAUAACACAUAUCUGAGCUUUAAAGGGAUGGACUACAAGGGUGCGAGAUUUGGCAAUAGCAAUGCGACAAGUGGAUGGAAGAACAGAUUCGAGUACAGUGUUGUGGCUGCCAAGGGAAUUACGAAGUUUUCGAUACAAAUGAACACUUCUGUGAUACUACCACCUCUAUCAUGGGGCUUACCUGGACCCGCUCCAAAAGCGAAGAAGGAGGAGAAAGAGAAGCGGAAGUCCAAAUCCAACGGAUCAAGUCGAGGGACUUCUAGCUCAAAGUCGUCUUCGUCAAGGUCGUCGAGAAGUAGCUACGACAGUAGGGAAGGUCCGAGGCGUAGCGGAAAGCGACACGAACAACCUAGGUUGCGAGAUCACAGUCCUCCUAGACGACUCCGCGAUAUUGAAGAUCAAGCUUAUAGAAAGCAUGGUCAGAGAAGAAGAAGAGAAUCAACUCGAGAGCACAGUCCUGGUGUUGUUGAUCACCUCGACCCCUUCGACCCCGGAGAAUGAAAUCGUUGGCACGAUUCAACAGUGGCAAGUUAUGUGAAAUUCUGAUAUCACAA